Messenger RNA from Tarenaya hassleriana, 910 nucleotides. RefSeq names its product XIAP-associated factor 1-like. The record is from RefSeq and is a predicted model, not a curated record. The transcript is spliced from 5 exons. Gene Ontology annotation, molecular function: zinc ion binding. The coding region runs from base 199 to 801 and encodes 200 amino acids. NCBI's taxonomy places the organism in Eukaryota, Viridiplantae, Streptophyta, Magnoliopsida, Brassicales, Cleomaceae.
UCCGCAUCUGAAAAAUCUGGGAAAAUUAAGGAAACUCGUGAAACGAAAUCAAAGCUCCGUGUUUGAUUCAUAUUUCUGCCAAAUUUUCUUCCCCAGGAUCAGAUCUCUUGCUCGCUCGAUUGUUUCCUUCCCGUCCGAUCUGUGAUUUUUUUUUUAAAAAUCUGAUUUUGAUAAAGUUCGCUGUUUGUUCGGUUGCCGAUGUCGACUGCGACCGGAGAGAUCACCAUCGUCUGCAGCCACUGUGAUAGAGAUAUUCCAUCAGCAAAUAUCGAUUUGCAUCAAGUGCAUUGUGCUCGGAAUCUCGAAAAAUGCAAGAUUUGUGGCGAUAUGAUUCCGAAAAGGCAUGCUGACGAACAUUUCUCCAACACACAUGCCCCGGUAGAGUGCACGCUGUGCAAUGAGACAAUAGACCGUGAGGUUCUUGCCGUUCAUAAAGGUGAAAAGUGCCCACAGAGGAUCGUGACAUGCGAGUUUUGCGAGUUUCCGUUGCCUGCCCUUGACUUAGCCGAGCAUCAGGAAGUAUGUGGUAACCGGACCGAGCUCUGCUAUCAGUGCAAUAGCUAUGUUAGAUUGAGAGAAAGUUAUAACCAUGAAACUAGAUGUCCCGGCAUCGUGCACAACAAUGUUGAAUCGUCCAGAAGGAACGGGAGAGCAACGGGAGGAGAGGGGAACGGGAGGAGAAGAAACGGGAAUGAAGUCUCUCAAAGGCGGAUUCUCUUCACGAUAGCGAUAACGGGAAUAGCCGUUCUUCUUGGAUCGCUCUUCUUUCAGAGGAAAUCGGCCGUGAGCCAGGUAGAGUAGAAGGAAGAACUUCACUCUCUCUGAUGUCUGUGUGUUCCUGUAUAUCUCGUGAACGAAAACCUGUCUCUGCAAAAGAUUUGUUCUUCAGAUUACUUGCCAUUUCACAUCA